AGUACGACGAGUACAGAAUACAUUAUUAGAGGGAAAGUCACUGAGAUUAUUUUGUUUAUCUAGGACUUUUUAGGCUCAUCCAUGUAUUUGUCUUCAGAGUUAAUAUUAAUAAUCAUUUAAUUUAUAUUCCGAAAGCUAUAAGCUAUGAGGAUUAGCUUUUGAGAAAAUAUUCAAAUUUUAUUGGUUAUUUUUGGUUAUAGAGGUUAGAGUACUGUUGGUUUUAACCUGUGACGUGUACUGUAUUGUGAUUGUGUACUGGUGCUCCACUUUCUUACCUUACUCAGAAAAGUAAAGGAUCACUGAGAGAAGGAAAAAAUGACAAAUGACGUCGUUAUUGUAUCUGCAGCACGCACACCUAUAGGUUCAUUUUGUGGGUCACUGUCAACUCUCAAGUCUCAUGACUUGGGGAGUUUCGUCAUAAAAGAAGUUUUAAAACGUGCUUCCAUGGAUGCUUCACAAGUUUCAGAAGUGGUCUUUGGACAAGCUCUUACUGCUGGAGAGGGUCAGAAUCCAGCUCGCCAAGCAUCUAUCAAGGCUGGACUGCCGUACACAGUACCAGCAUAUCUUGUAAACAUGCUGUGUGGAUCGGGACUCAAAGCAGUGGUGGUGGGCUGUCAGUCGUUGCAGCUGGGUAACACAAGUGUGUGCGUUUGUGGUGGUCAGGAGUCCAUGAGUCAGGCCCCCCACUUUACACAUCUCCGUGGCGGCGUCAAGAUGGGCAACACAACCCUCAUUGACCACAUGCUCUCUGACGGACUUACAGAUGCUUUCUUCAACAUCCACAUGGGACAGACUGCGGAAAAUUUGGCAACUCAAUAUGCGAUCUCAAGAGAAGAGCAAGACAUAUAUGCAGUAGAAUCCCAGAAGAGAACUGAAAAUGCCCAAAAGCAAGGACACUUUUUAGAAGAAAUAGUACCGGUAACGAUAAAGAGCUCCAAAGGAGACAAAGUGAUAUCAGAGGACGAAUAUCCCAAACAUGGCACUAGUUUAGAAGGAUUGGCAAAACUGAGGCCAGCCUUUACUAAGAAUGGCAGUGUGACAGCAGGCAAUGCAUCAGGACUCAACGACGGUGCUGCUGCAGUGUUAUUGAUGACAUCAGAAGAAGCUCAGAAGCGAGGACUCUCUGCUCUCGGUCGUAUUGUAGCAUAUGCACAAGUUGGAUGUGAUCCUCAGAUCAUGGGCUUCGGUCCUGUGCCUGCUGUCAAGAUGGUGCUAGAGAAAGCGGGUUGGAGCAAGGAUGAUGUGGAUUUGUAUGAGCUAAACGAAGCUUUUGCCUCUCAAUCACUGGUUGUUCUGAAAGAGUUGGGACUGGACUCCUCAAAGGUUAAUGUCAGUGGAGGAGCCAUUGCUCUGGGUCAUCCCAUCGGAGCUUCAGGAGCCAGAGUUCUGGUCACUUUGCUGUAUGGAUUGCAGCGGACUGGAGGUAAGCGAGGCGUAGCAUCUCUCUGCAUCGGAGGCGGGAUGGGCAUCGCUCUUGCCGUCCAGAGAGACUGAUUCUACUGCCCUUCUACCUGACUAGUUGUCAGUAAAUUGUAUUUUCGUAAGCAAUCACUUUACUAUCAGUAUUUCCUUAAUUGAAAGUGAUGUUUUUAAAUUUGAUGGCAUUUAAAAUGUAAUUUAACCAUCUUUAAAUUGUUCAAAUACCUCAGUUGUAUAAUCUCAGCUAUCAUAUCAUUCAUUAUUUAUUACAUAAACUACAUAUAUGUAAAGCA
Molecule: messenger RNA, 1712 nt
Organism: Homalodisca vitripennis (glassy-winged sharpshooter)
Lineage: Eukaryota; Metazoa; Arthropoda; Insecta; Hemiptera; Cicadellidae
Gene: Acat2
Product: acetyl-CoA acetyltransferase, cytosolic
Exons: 8
Coding region: 316-1494 (392 amino acids)
Biological process (GO): fatty acid beta-oxidation
Molecular function (GO): acetyl-CoA C-acetyltransferase activity
Source: RefSeq, a predicted model, not a curated record